Pezoporus flaviventris is the source of this 1979-nucleotide messenger RNA. RefSeq names its product acyl-CoA synthetase family member 2 (gene ACSF2). Gene Ontology annotation, molecular function: medium-chain fatty acid-CoA ligase activity. NCBI's taxonomy places the organism in Eukaryota, Metazoa, Chordata, Aves, Psittaciformes, Psittacidae. The transcript is spliced from 16 exons. Gene Ontology annotation, biological process: fatty acid metabolic process. Bases 32 to 1828 code for a protein of 598 amino acids. The record is from RefSeq and is a predicted model, not a curated record.
CGGCCCGGUUCGUACCCCCGCUGCUACGGGCAUGGCCACGGCGAGGCUGGCAGCGCUGCCCAGGAGCGGGCUGACCCUCCUGCGCCGGGCGGGAGGGCGGCGGGGAGCCCCCCCGCCCAGUGCCCUGCACACGGGGGUGCCCUCUGCCUCCCUAAGGCUGACCAACAGCUAUAUCCAGGGGACCUCAGACAUCCCCUUGCUUACCAAAACCACAGGCCAGUGCUUGGAUGAGACCGUCGAGCGGUUUCCUGACCGUGAGGCUCUGGUCUUCUGCCGGGAUGGGGUUCGGAAGACAUUUGCUCAGUUCAAAGAGGAGGUGGACCAGGCAGCGGCUGGGCUUCUGGCUCUUGGCCUGAAGAAGGGAGACCGGCUCGGGAUGUGGGGUCCCAAUAAGUACGAGUGGGUUCUCAUGCAGUUUGCGACUGCCCAGGCAGGAAUCAUCCUGGUAUCUGUGAAUCCAGCCUACCAGGCCCCUGAGCUGGAGUUUGUCAUCAGUAAGGUUGGCUGUAAGGCACUGGUGUUUCCCACUCAAUUUAAAACACAGAACUACUAUGAUAUCUUAAAGCAGUCAUGUCCUGAGAUAGAAACAUCCAGCCCAGGGGGAAUAAAGAGCAAAAGGCUACCCAACUUAAACAUUGUCAUCGUGUUGGACUCCAAGCUGCCAGGCACCUUUCACAUGGAUGAGGUGAUGCAGGCAGGGGACAGCAGCCAUAUGAAACAGUUGAGAGCCGUGCAGCAAACACUCUCCUGCAAUGAGCCCAUCAACAUCCAGUUCACUUCAGGGACCACGGGAAGCCCCAAAGGAGCCACCCUAUCCCACAGGAACAUUGUGAAUAACGCCCAUCUGAUCGGGCUGAGGCUGGGGUUCACAGAGCAGGACUACCGCGUUGCCCUGCCUGCACCCCUCUAUCACUGCCUGUCAUCGGUAGGAGGCUGCAUGGUGAUGGCUCUGCACGGGUCCUCCUGCAUCUUCUCAUCGCCCAGCUUCGAGGGGAAGGCUGCGCUGGAGGCUGUGUCUCGAGAGAAAUGCUCCUUUCUGUAUGGCACACCAACCAUGUUCAUAGACAUGCUCUCCCAGCCGGACUUUGACUCCUAUGACCUGUCAAGUCUCCGGGGAGGAGUUAUUGCAGGUUCUCCUGUUCCCCCUGAGGUCAUGAAGAUGGCUAUGACCAAGAUGCACAUGGCGGAGAUGUUGGUUGCCUAUGGGACCACGGAAAACAGCCCCGUCACCUUCAUGGGAUUCCCCAAUGACAGCAUCACCAGGAAAACCGAGACGGUGGGAUGCAUCUUACCCCACACAGAGGCAAAAAUUGAGGAUCCCGAAACAGGCCAGUUCAUGCCUCUGAACACUCCUGGGGAGCUUCAGAUCCGUGGCUACUGCGUGAUGCUGGGCUACUGGGGUGACCCUGCCAAGACAAGUGAAGUGGUCACUGAUGAGAAGUGGUACAAGACAGGGGACCUUGCGAGCCUGGAUGAGCACGGCUACUGCAGGAUCAUAGGCCGAUGCAAGGACAUGAUUAUUCGUGGAGGAGAGAACAUCUACCCAGCAGAGCUUGAGCAGUUUCUGCACACCCAUCCCAAGGUUGACGAGGCCCAGGUGGUUGGUGUGAAGGAUUCACGGAUGGGAGAAGAGAUCUGCGCCUGCAUCCGACUGAAGACUGGGCAGGAAUGCACCGAGGAAGAGAUUAAAGCCUUCUGCAAAGGGAAGAUCUCCCAUUUCAAGAUCCCGCGGUACAUCGUGUUUGUGGAUCAGUACCCGCUCACCGUCUCGGGCAAGAUUCAGAAGUACAAGCUGAGGGAGCAGAUGGAGAAGCACCUUCAGCUCUGAGCUGCGGAAGGCAGAGCAAAGCACGGCACAAAUCAGCCCCACUUCAACCAGCUCUGGGUCUCUUUCCCCUGUGCCUUGUGCUGUGUGGUGGAGACCUUCUCUGCUGCCAUCAGGCCGGUGGCAGGGUUAGUUAAUAAAACAGAGUGCCUUU